GCUCCAGGAUGGCAGAGGAGAUGGCUGGAGAGCAGGGCCCCCGCAGCACCUUCAUCACAUACAUGGCUGAAGGGGACCAGCUUUACCACAAAGGGGAAUACGAUAAAGCUAAGGAGAGCUUCAGCAAUGCUUUGGAGUUACAACCCACUGACAAACGCUGCCUGGUUGCACGAUCCAAAUGUUUCUUAAAACUUGGGGAUCCAGAAGCAGCUUUAAAGGAUGCGGAAACCUCUCUGCAAGAUGACAGUGACUUUUUCAGGGGCCUGUAUCAGAAGGCAGAGGCUUUGUAUGACAUGGGAGACUUUGAGUUUGCCCUUGUUUUUUAUCAUAGAGGGAACAAACUACGUCCCGAACGUCAAGACUUUCGCCUAGGAAUUCAGAAAGCGAAGGAGGCCAUUGAAAACUCUGUUGGAACACCAGAGGUAGUUAGAGAUCUCAAUGAGUUGGAGCUUUCGUUUUUUCACAACAAGAAGGCUAAACAAAAAGCACCAGCAAAGGUCCCAAAAAAAGACCCUAAACAGCAAAAGAAAGCAGACCCUUCGAAAAGUCAAAAGACUACACGUCAGCUACUGGGGAAAAUAUACAAUGAUAUGGAGUAUCUGGAGACUCUACUAAAGGAUGAAGGCCUGGUGAAAGGAAACACACGUAGUGGGUUAAAGCUGCAAGACUUGAUCCUGAAUGCCAUUACCUAUCUGGAUACACGUACAGAGUUCUGGAGGCAGCAAAAGCCUAUCUAUGCACGUGAGCGGGACCGCAGGAUUAUGCAACAGAAGUGGAACAAACAACGGGCUAAACCAUCUGAUCCCCAUCAAUACGCCCUCAAGAGCAUGGAAGAGAUAGACUUGUUACUCUCCAAAGGAGAUGCAGAGGGAAGCUAUAAAAAGGCACGGCAAACCCUAAAGAAAAUCCAAAGGUGGAAUGAUGACAUGCCUAGUAAGCAGGAGCUAAUUGGAAAUCUACACAGUUGCAUAGGGAAUGCUCAAAUGGACAUGGGAGAAAUGGAAGAGGCUCUAAAAAGUCAUAAAAGGGAUCUGGAGAUGGCAAAACAAUGUGACUUACCUGAAGCAAAAUCACGAGCGCUGGAUAAUAUAGGAAGAGUAUAUGCACGGAUUGGGAAUUUUAAGGAAGCUGUAAAAGUGUGGGAAGAGAAAAUCCCACUGGCAACAUCGAACCUGGAGAAGACAUGGCUGUUUCAUGAAAUUGGGAGAUGUUAUUUAGAGCUGGAAAUGUUAGAGGAUGCAAGAAACUAUGGGGUGAAAUCUCAGGAGGAGGCAGAUGAAGCUGGAGAUGUCGAAUGGCAGCUCAAUGCCAGUGUCCUUGUGGCACAAUCACAUGCAAAACUGAAGGACUACCAGUCUGCUAUUUUCAACUUCGAAAAAGCAUUAGAAAAAGCAAAGAUUGUAAACAACAUGGAGGCAGAGCAAGCCAUCCUUACUGCCCUUGAAGAUGUAAAAAGAGAAAGUAAAGAGCUAUUGAAUUCAGAACAUAGUAACAAAGAUGAUUCUCAUGGAGGUAUGCCUGAAAAUGUAAUCUUUGGGUUGGAGAUCAGAGACCACACUCCUUGCCACAUCUCUUUCUGUUGA
This is a messenger RNA of Nanorana parkeri, 1583 nucleotides long. It is a transcript of the gene ODAD4, whose product is annotated as tetratricopeptide repeat domain 25. Lineage: Eukaryota; Metazoa; Chordata; Amphibia; Anura; Dicroglossidae. The coding region runs from base 9 to 1583 and encodes 524 amino acids. The transcript is spliced from 12 exons. Gene Ontology annotation, cellular component: cytoplasm. Gene Ontology annotation, molecular function: protein binding. The record is from RefSeq and is a predicted model, not a curated record.